AACAAGAUGGCUGCGCCCUUGCUGCGGUGGUUGUUUUUACGACCGAAUGUCAUCACAAGGAAUGCCUUUCUGGCGGUAUCUCUUAAAAACAACAAUGAUGCUCCUUGUCGUUUCUUGAGGAAUUCUAAAAGUCUACCUCCUUUUCUGAAAGAACAAGUCAAAAGAAGAGAAGAAAUUGGUCCAGAGCCUAUUAGACAUCCAUCAGAAUAUGGUUGCUGGAAUUAUGAUGCUGAGCUCUUUGCAUUUGGCAAAAGGAUUGGGGAGGAGUUUGAUAGUGAAACGCUGGAGGAAGCUUUCACGGUCAAAUCAUCCAUUGAGAAGGAAAUCGAGGAAAGAGAAAAAGUUGGAGUAGCAACAGAAGUUUUGGGGGCCAGAUUUAAUGAGGAGCUGUCAAGUGAAG
This is a messenger RNA of Saccostrea cuccullata (small rock oyster), 400 nucleotides long. Its product is annotated as large ribosomal subunit protein mL44-like. The record is from RefSeq and is a predicted model, not a curated record. The annotation marks the transcript as partial. Lineage: Eukaryota; Metazoa; Mollusca; Bivalvia; Ostreida; Ostreidae. The transcript has 4 exons.